Messenger RNA from Pyrgilauda ruficollis (rufous-necked snowfinch), 9880 nucleotides. Its product is annotated as myogenesis-regulating glycosidase-like. Gene Ontology annotation, biological process: carbohydrate metabolic process; skeletal muscle fiber development. The record is from RefSeq and is a predicted model, not a curated record. Bases 537 to 2627 code for a protein of 696 amino acids. Gene Ontology annotation, molecular function: hydrolase activity, hydrolyzing O-glycosyl compounds. Lineage: Eukaryota; Metazoa; Chordata; Aves; Passeriformes; Passeridae. The transcript has 5 exons.
GGGGAAUGGCUGUGAGAGCUUGUGGCUUGAUCAUCUACAGGAGGCUGCAGCCAGCACCAUCCUCUAAGGUCACUGACAGCAUCGAGUACCUUCUGCUUCAGACAUCCUACGGGACCCACCACUGGACCCCGCCCAAAGGAGCCUGGAUAUGCUCAUUGCCCAGCAAGGAGAAGGAACGAAGCCCUGCUGGUUUGGUUCUCUGUCCUGCACGGCAAGAAGGAUGUGGUGCAGUAGCAAUCACCUCCUCCUGUGCAUCAGGGGCUUUCAGCUGUCACAGAUUUUAAAGAGCUCGAAAUCUCAUGGGUACAUCAACCUUAAGGUACUUUCCAAAGAAGCAACUGUCAAAACCAGCUUAGGAAAUUCCAGGAUUUCCAGUUUUCAGCAGGAUACCAACCCCUCAGAGGUGUGAGCAGCCAAGCUUUGGAAAGGAUAUUGUGAAUAGCUUCAUGCAGGAUUGUGGACUUUCUCUUCACCAGCUGGAGUAAAAGAAUUCAGCAGCAAAGGUGCUAACCAGGUGUUGAGGCUGCAAAGGAAUAAUGGACACUCGGAUUACCCACCGCUCAGGAAAACAUGGAAACUUUCCAAAGGAGGAUGCCAAAGAAGAGCACUUGACUGAAAAUGUAACACCAGUGAAGCCCUCCAAGGAGCUGAGGCCCAUGCUGGGCGCCGUCUUGCUGGGCCUCAUGCUGUUCAUUUCUGCGGUGGUGGCCUGGUGCUACUACACGGUGUCCCUGAGGAAGGCGGAGCGGCUCAAGACGGAGCUGAUGGACCUGCGGGCGGACGGCUUUGUCAUCCGCAACCAGCACGGGGAGGUGGUGUUCCGGCUGGCCUUCCGCUCGGGCAGCCUGGACCUGGAGUCGUGCUCCAAGGAGGGCAAGAUCCUGAGCUGCUCGCGCUCGAGCCGGGGGCCGCUCAACUUCUUCAUCCAGACGGUGAAGCCCAAGGACACGGUGAUGUGCUACCGCGUGCGCUGGGAGGAGCUGGCGGCCGGCCCGGCCGUGGAGCACACCAUGUUCUGGGAGGACGCCCACUGGUACGGGGGCUCAGAGAUGAGCAUCCAGCACUGGCCCAUCCGCCUGGCCGGCUACCAGGAGCCCGUGCCCUACGUGACCAGCGACGUCUACUCCUUCCGCGACAGCUUUGGCGGCAUCCUCGAGCGCUACUGGCUCUCCUCCAAGGCGGCGGCCAUCAAGAUCAACGACUCCGUGCCCUUCCACCUGGGCUUCAACGCCACCGAGCGCGCCCUCUUCUUCCAGGCCCGCUACAAGGACUCACCCUACAAGCCCCCACCGGGCCAGCAGCCCUUCCCCGAGCUCAGCUACCGUGUCUGCGUGGGCUCCGACAUCACCUCCAUCCACAAGUACAUGGUGCGCAGGUACUUCAACAAACCCUCCAAGAUCCCUGCUGAGAACGCCUUCCGAUACCCCAUAUGGUCCACAUGGGCUCUCUACAAGAAUGAUAUUGACCAAGAUAAACUCCUGCGGUUUGCUGAAAAGAUCAAAAAAUACCAUUUUAACUGCAGCCACAUUGAGAUUGAUGACAUGUACACCCAAGCCUAUGGAGACUUUGACUUCGACCCUGUCAAGUUCCCCAACGUAACAGAGAUGUUUGCAAAGCUGAGGAAAGACGGGUUUAAGGUCACUCUGUGGAUUCAUCCAUUUACACACAUAGAUUCACCUAAUUAUGAAGUGGGAAUUGAGCGUCAGCUGUUCAUCAAGGAGCCAUCAGGGCGGCUGCCAGCCAUGGUGGAGUGGUGGAACGGUAUCGGGGCCAUCCUGGACUUCACCAACCCAGCAGCCCGUGACUGGUUCCAGAGCCACCUGCGCCAGCUCCGGCACAAGUACGGCAUCUCAUCCUUCAAGUUUGACGCGGGCGAGACCAGCUACCUGCCCAAGCAGUUCAGCACCUUCCGCCCGCUGUCGGACCCCAGCAUCUGGUCCCGGCGCUACACGGAGAUGGCCAUUCCCUUCUACGAGCUGGCCGAGGUGCGGGUGGGCUACCAGUCGCAGAACAUCUCCUGCUUCUUCCGCAUCAUUGACCGUGACUCUGUCUGGGGCUACGAGCUUGGCCUCAAGUCCCUCAUCCCCACCGUCCUCACCAUCAGCAUGCUGGGGUACCCAUUUGUACUGCCAGAUAUGAUUGGAGGAAACUUCCUCCCCAACAAGACAGAGGGGGCAGUGGAGAUCCCCAACCGGGAGCUGUACGUGCGCUGGCUGGAGCUGUCGGCCUUCAUGCCCUCCAUGCAGUUCUCCAUCCCGCCCUGGCUCUACGACAAGGAGGUGGUGGAGAUCGCGCAGAAGUUCACGCAGCUCCACGAGUCCCUGGUGGCCCCGCUGCUGCUGGAGCUGGCGGGGGAGGUCACCGACACGGGCGACCCCAUCAUCCGUCCCAUCUGGUGGAUCUCGCCCCGCGACGAGGCCACUCACCGCAUCGACUCCCAGUUCCUCAUUGGGGACACCCUCAUGGUGGCUCCUGUGCUGGAGAUGGGCAAGCAGGAGCGGGAUGUCUACCUGCCCGCGGGCAAGUGGCGCAGCUACAAGGGAGAGCUGUUUGAGAAGACCCCAGUGCUGCUCACCGACUAUCCUGUUGACUUGGACGAAGUUGCCUAUUUCCUCUGGGUUUCCUAACAGGCCCCUCUUCAACUGUGCCAUGGACUCAGUGAUUAGUUUACUAGUGGAUUUAAUGACCUGGGAUUUUUAAUAAUUUUUAAUGUAGCAAUAUUUCAGAGUGGAAUUUCAAGGAGACACUGAGACCUCUGUUGUGUGUGGCAAUUGUUCUACAAUAACUUAUUAAAAUGUAUUGGAUGGGUGUCUUUGUUGCUGCAUUGUGACAAGUGUAAUGUACAGAAACACAGCCUCUGCUCAUAAUCUUUUUCCACCAAGAAGUGCCAUGCAUGCUUCUUCUGUCUAAAGGCAAUUAUAUGGUCUCCUUUGUUACCCAGUUUCACUGAUGAUCCCCUGGGACAUUGAAAAUUUCAUGUGCUUACUGAAGGAGGCAGCUGCAGCAAAGUACUUUUUUUUACAGAAAGCUGUCUGUGGUUUUCGUGAAGAGGAAGGCACCCAAUUUGCAGCCUGCAUAUGAGAUGGGAGCUGAUGCAGGACUUAGGAGUUUGCAUUUCCCAUGGCCUGAGCUAUCUGAGCAGCAAGAAAGCUACAGCACUUGCUAGAGCUGUGGCAGCUGUUUUCCACCUUUUAUAAAUUACUGAGAACCAUGUCUAUGGUGUGCAUCCACGUAAGCCUAUAAAAUGUGGUGAUAUCUCACUGCAGUCAAGAUUAAAUCCUAGUACGAAGUCAUGCAGGGGUUUAUACUUAGUAGGAUCCAUGUGUGUUUUAGGACCGUAUUUAGGACAAAGGUGUAACCUGCCAGGUGCCAGGAGAGAAUUUAGCCUCUUGAGAGAGCUCAGAAAAUUAACAAACCAGCCUGAGUACCAAGCUGCCUCAAUUUCCCCAGUGAGAAUGUUUUCCCAUCCUAUGAUAAUGGAGAUCCCUAUCCAUGACAGGUGGAUCCUUCUGUGUCCUUCUGCCCAUAGAGGCGACCGUUCUCCAGAAUGAAGGUGUCCCAGCAGCUCCUGAAGGCUUGGGGUAACCAGGCUGGCUGUGAAACACUCUCCUCUCUUGUUCCAAUGUUUCCUGCUGUUUUUAAGCAAAAAGAAAUUUUAGGUUGAGAUGACUGGGCAGUUUAAGAGAGUCCGAGGGUCUCUGGGCUGCAAUGUCCCUUCCCAAAGUGAGAGGCAGAUCACUUUGCUGGCUCCAGCACACUUCCAAUGGGCACCUGGGAGGUAAAGCUGUGUGUGACCCCAGCGCAAGAGAAAGCUCCUUUUUUUAGGGGUUUGCCCCAGAGCUGCUCCAUACAAAAAGUAAACAAAAUGGGUCUGGGGAACACUGUACUCAGUCGAGAGCUUGCUUGGUGCCCAGAGGAAGCAGAUCCAAAACUGGCUCAAACCUGUUACCCGUCAGUCGGUCCAUUGUGUCACGAAGGACCCUGCAUGGACACAACAGCAGUGCCAAACGGGAUGAGCCAGAACAUAUUUUAAAUGCCCCUGAAAGCAGCUGGAAUCACAGUAAUGCUGUCAGUGGUGUGGCAGUGGAGAGGGAAAACCAUCCUUAAUGCAGGGAUGUGAAAGGGAAAACAAUGUUCAGUCUGGCAGUUGUGCUCAGGGUUAACAGGACACCACUGAAUCCUUACCACGGGCUUUCUCUCAUGCCAGAAUAGUAGUUUCUAAUGAAACAUCUCCCCCAAGGCUGGGAAAGUGUUUCUACAGUUGCUGCUUCAAAGCUCCAAAUGGCCCCCCACACCUGGUCUUGGGGGAAACAGAGCAAAAUUUAGUGCAAAAUUCCUCCUGCACUGAAAAAAAGUUUUCUGCAAAGCCCAAGCCCACAGUGCUGAGAGAGGAGAGAGCCAGACUCCACCACCCUCAUAUCGUACCUCUGCCCCUGUGAUCAACGUGCUCUGCAUGGACACACAGCUCUGCCAUCCACCUGCACCACAGGCUGAUGGGGAAAAAAAAACAGGCAACACUGAGACUUCCUCCAAACUCUGGGGGUGAUAUGGAAUGCCUGGUCCCAUGGCUGCAAAAAUGUCUCCCCCGUCCCUUUCCAGUCUGUCCCUCAAUGCCUUUCCCUGUUGCCCAGCUGAGCCACAGGAAGCCACAGGGCACAGGUGCUGGAGGCAUCCUGUGAGCAGGUGGCACCACAGACACCCCUCCAUGCCCUCCUGCCACACAGGGUCUGUGUGCUGUUGGAGGCACAUCUUGUUUGCCUUUCUAAGCUUCAGUCCUAGCUGAUUUUUUACACUCCUAGUGCUGUGCACAAGCUCCUUGCUGGAUGUGUUGGUGACAUGAGACUCUCCUACAGAACCUGGCUCACCACAGGCUGCCUGUUUUUUGGCAGGGGAAGUUUACUGCCCUCUUUGAUAACUGCUGAGCUAAAAAACACCCAGCCCUACAGGCAAAAUAAAAAACCCAAACAAAUAAAAAUCUGUUUUUCUCUACUUGGCCUCUGGGAUUUUGUGUCAGCACAACCAUCUUCAUGGCUCUCCUGGCACAAGGAAUCUGCAGGCUGGCAGCUCCCGCCCAGAUUGAGAACUUUGUACUUUUUCCUGAGGCUACCAGCCUGGCCAUGUGCCCAAAUUAACUCUGCUGCUGUCGGUUUGUCCUUCCACCACAGCCACCCCCAGCCUCAGGCUCUGCCUGCCUGUUGGCUUUUUCUUACUUUUAAUCACAGCUGUGCUUUAGGCAGGCGUGACACGCUCACAGCUCGGGUCUCCUGGGCCAGCGGCCACUGCUCUGCUAACACCCAUAGCACCUCCUUGAAAUCCAGUUUGCAACAAAUUGGGCUGCUGCUGUAGCUCCCCUGGGGUUUGGAUUUUGCCACUAACGCUCCUCCCUGUGCAAUGCACAGCUGUGGAUGUGUUUUCAAGCACUGCCAUGCAGCUGACACCCAGCACAGAGCUGACCCCACUCACUGUUCCCAUGUCCCUGGUGAGCCUCAGACACGCUGUCUACACACUGCACCAGGUUUUGUGAGGACGUAAACCAAACUCAAACCCAAAGCACUGAUUCCUAGGAGGACCUCUGUAUCACUGAGGAUCUCUGCGAGGCUGUGAGUGCUCUAAGAAGGUCUUCAGCAGUGCCAGCUUCAUCUCUCACGUGAUCAUCAGCCAAGUGUAUGGAUGGCACUUGCACCCAAGGAAGAAGUCAAAGGAAAAGCAUUGGGAAAAUGUCUUUUAUUACAAAAGGAGUGAAAUGAAGUCCCUCUCAACCCUCAAGCCACACUGUACAGGUUGGCCACUGCUAGUGAUGCCCAAUGGCAUAAGGCAGCUAUGGUUUGUGUGGUAACAAUGGAAAGGGAAGGAAAAACAUUAUUUGGGGCAAAGGGGGUGAUGUGGAGUAAGGCAGGCUCCUAAAUGAGUCUCACAUGCUCCCUUCAUGGCCCUCCCAUAGCCACAAACAUCUAUUCCAUCCAUGUCCUUGCUGUCAGUGCCACCUGGAAAGGGGAACCAUGGGGACGGUGGGGACAGUCAGAAGGACCUUCUGGUGAGCCCAAGGGAAGCUGAGAACAGGCGCCCCUUUCUCAUCCCCCACAAACAGUCUUCAAGUGUGUGUCCUCUUGGAGCAGCAAGGACUAGCAAAUCCCCAGACUCAGUGUUGAUAAACCUUUUUUGGGAUGAAUGUUAGUAGAAAUAGGGCCAUGACCCUGGAGGUGUGUAUGGUUCCCACUCCUGGGGGCUGACACAACACUGGGGUUCACCUGGACAUGGCCUUUUCAUGGCUGGCCCUAAGGCACAGCUAGUCUCUUUGCUGUCAGGACCUAAGGGAGGACAAUCCUCAGUCCAGAGGGAUUGUCUGCCACCACUGCAAACACAAGAGUGAGGUUACUGCCAGCUUCUCCUUUUAAAACAUACAUAAAAGCUGCAGGCUGCAAGCUUUAAAUAAAACAACAAUCUCCACCCUGAUUUCAGUGAAGACUUGGUGAGAAAAGCCCCAAAUCUCCCUAAACCACCAGCCCCACCAACUUGGUACAGAUGGACAUAGUUAACCUUCUUUUCGUUUUCCAAAAUUUUAUCUCAAUCAAGGUGAUUCAUGUUACAGUUCAUACCAAUUAGCAAUUAGAAAAGUGGUUAAAAACAGACCCACCAGCAUUACAGUCUGACAGAGGACAGCAUGUACAAACACAAGCAUCCAGAAAACCUGAUUCACAACAGUGCAAGCUUCAAAAUUCAAUCACAUAAGCAUCAGGUGUGAAAAGACUGAACCCAACUCCCAAACCUUGUCUGGGGCUUUUUCUUGGCUGAAACAAGCUAAACCCAGCUUUGGCCAGUGACCCAUGGUGUAAAUCAGAGAAGUAUCCCUAGCAGCAGCUCCCAAGGUAUCUGUGCAGAGCUGCUGGUCUGCAAGGUCUGAGAAAUCCUCAAGUCCUGCAGUGCUACAGCAUCAUGCUAGAAAUAGUGGUUUUGGUAAAAAGUUGGAUGGAAAGGCCAUCUAGAAGCCUGUGAGACAGCUUAAGGCAGCACUGCUGAGCCUAUACCCAUCAGCUCAUAGUCCUCUCAGCAGCUUUAUCUUUCUUCUUGCUAGACCACUUACCCAUUCAUUGAUAUAGUUAAAUAAAAUAAAAUUAUAACUUUGUAAAUAAAAUCGUUUCUUUUUCAGGGGAGGGGAAAGAAGACAGUGUGUCUCGUGGAGAAUUUCCUCCAUGACCUUCCUGACAGUCCUGAAACCACUGCAAGGAGAUUGAAGGCACUCAUCUGGCUGCUCCCAUCAUUUUAACAGUAGAAGGAUAAUAACAGGAAUGCUGUGUUUCUCUUCACACAGCCUCAUUCCUCAUGAGUGAUGCAUAUGGUGAGUGGCACAGAACCAGGGGGAGAGAUGACAGUAUCUCAUGGUCAUGCCAGGAUCCUUCCCAUGAAGUCCUGUGCCAGGGAUCCCAGUUCUGCACUGGCAGCUGAGCUGUGCAACAUCUCCACCUAACUGAUGCCUUAAGUUUUAGCUUUCAUAUUUUCCAGAUUCCGUACUGCAUUAGUAUAUAACUCUGAACUUCAUAUAAAGUGUUAGCAAGUUCUCCUCGCAGUUUAGUUAGACAAAACAAUCCUUUUCCAGCCUGAGAAUCAAGGACACCGUUGCAGCUUCAGGCCCAAAAAGUAUAAACAGAGAAUUGAGGAGAGCAAUCUGGGAGGAUGGGACUUCAUAACCUGAAGCUGUAAUUGAACAAUUAACCCCAAUAUGGAAAUGGACCAAAACUUAAAAAAUGUGAAAACUCGUGACUCAUCAUCCGUCUUGGGUGGAGCCACGGCCAGACCCUUGUACUGCCCAAAGUGCAUCCUUUGAAGGCCUUUCUAAUAAAUAACUAUUCCUUUAAUACUGUCUAGCCUCUGUUCCAGGUAGCCUCUUAAGGCAUCAUAAUGAGUCCCAUACCAAGGGAUGACAAGCAUUUCAUGAGCAAAGGUUGAAAGGGAAGAGCUGGAGACCCUCAAAGUACGGUCUUCAUGCACUUCUAGGGCUGCAGAAGCUCCCUCCACACUUGGCCCUUCUUAAAGGCUUUGGCCAGACUCAUCUCCUCCCCUUCAACAUCACCCUUGGCAAGCAAGGGCCAAGUCCUGCCAGUGCCCUGAUGAGUGACACUGAGGUUCCAGGAUUAAUUCCUUGCCAGAGGGUGUCUGUAACUUGUAACAUCACCAGUAUCUGCACCAGUAGCAGAGAAGAAGCUUGAACCCUUCAGAAUUAAAAACCUGAUAAACAAACAGGCUUCAGGAAACACUUGUGCUCCAGCUGGGCAGGGACCUGUAAGGCUCCCCUACAUCUCAUUUUGAGAGUAAAUUAUACAGGGCAAAUUCAGGUCUUAAGGGAGUCCAUCAAACCAGACUUCCUCACUUCCUAACUACAAAAGCACUUCAGAUUUUGCCCCUAACACUGAAAUUUCUCCUCCUUCACCUCAUCACAACCCUCAAGCUUAUUGCAUCUCCUUUUCUGCCUCCUGAAAAGCUCUGUGGCUGGAGAUGGGCUUUGAGAAAGAUCCUCACUGGAUAGGUACCCAGCCCUACCAAAAACAUGUACCAACUCUGCAUGGCCGACUUGCGCCAGAGCCAUGCCCAGCCCAGACACAAUUCCAGGAGAAGCCCCACAGAUCCUGAGCUGUCCUUGGCCAGCUGUAGCCUGGGCAAGAUGCCCAACCCUUUCUAGCCAUCACAAUUCAAUUCAAUUCUGCAGAAGCUUAUCAAAAAUUCAGGGGUUGACACAUGUUCCCACCUGGGACAGAGCUGGGAAUUCUUGCAUUUGGGAAGACUUCAAUCCUGUUGGCCCUGCCUUGGGUCUCUGUAAAUGCAUUUUCCCAUACAAAACCAAAUGAAAAAUCUGCCAAAGAUGCAGCUGCUGGGGACUUGGGGUGCAGGAUGACAUCACCCCAUGUGCCCUCCACGAGCCUCUGACAGCAGUCCCACCUCCAGCAACACCAACACUGCCUGAGAAAGCUCCCCGGGACUCUCCCAGUGAGAGAGGAGGGCUGACUCAGGAAAACCCCCAACAAAAUCAUCACCUCUAACUGGGACCUGAGAUGGGCAUUAGCUUAACUUCACGUUAGAUGAGAACUUCUCCAUGGGUGCAGUGAGAACAGCCGCUGGCACAGACCCAUCAGUGAGCAGAGCGGGUGUUUUCCACCCCCAGGCUGUCGGCAAACGGCACUGUCAAUCCACGACACGUGCCGUUCACAGGAACCGGCUGUUCCCAGGGACGCGCCGCACCGAGUGUCUGAGGACAGCUUUGCUCCAGGCAGCCCUUCUGCCAGCAACAAAUCUCAUCUGUCCUUAAAAACCAAAAAGGAUGGCAUCAGCAGGAUAAUCAUGUAACGAGGUGGGGUCAUAAGUGCCUUAAAAAAUGGGACAUGCUGGUACAGGCGGUGCUGCUCAAGGAAAGGCAAUGUUGACGCCCCGGGCAAAACACACAGGCAAGAGCCUUGCAGAGGAAGUCAAAUGGGUGAGCAGGUGGGAUGCAGCUGUCCCAGCAGGAAAUAAGCAACCUAUUCAGUUAAAACAGGUGGACAUCACUUGAGUGACCUGGCCUGCCUGGUACCCAGGAAAGCAGGAGCAUGGGGCAACUGUUAGUCCAGUGCCAUCCAGGCAAAAGGGGGAAAAAUAGGGGUGUGUGUGUGUGUGUGUGUAUAUAUAUAUAUAUAUAUAUAUCUAUGUAACUCUAUUUUGCUUUAUGCACUUAAAAAUAUUCAUUUGAAUAUAUUUGCCAUAUUAAAAAACUAAUGGCAGGCUGUGCUGUAGCAAUCCUCCCACAGCACACACCCUUAUACCCAGUGCCAGGUGCUCCCACAAGACUAGGAAUGCUCUCACUGGCACUAAGCAACUUCCAACUCUUGAAAUCCUUGAGAACAGAACAGGUAUU